This is a messenger RNA of Linum trigynum, 4679 nucleotides long. The record is from the annotation of a GenBank genome assembly. NCBI's taxonomy places the organism in Eukaryota, Viridiplantae, Streptophyta, Magnoliopsida, Malpighiales, Linaceae.
CGUAUGUAUAACAUAUCUCAACACAAAUUCUUUACAAACCACAUUCAUAUUUAAGUAAAAUACAACUGUUGAUGUCAAGGUUGUCGCUGACGUCGACUUCAUCUAUCUUGGGCACCGAAGCGGCUUGAUGUGCCCCUUCAUCGUAACCUUUCUUAGUGAUGUAGCCUCUAAUCUCUUCCUGCAAAAAAAAAAAAAAAAAGGUUCGUCGGCGAUCUUAGUGGGGCACCCUCUGACACUCAAGUUAGUUUCCGGUAUGGGGGAUAAAAUAUUUCACAAAGUGUUUGCAGGAGGUGAGCCUCGAAGAUGAGAGUUACUGAUGGUAGUGGGCGCUCUCAGGGUACUUCCCCCUGGUCUGUUGCCUUACCUUCGUUUGGAGAAUAUGAACAUGUUUUAUACUAUUUACUUAGGGGACAAACGGAGGACAGGUGUCGGCACCGGAGGUGAGAAUGGACACAUCACCAGACAUGUGUCGUCGAGGUCCGCCUGCGCCUGCCAUGUGGUUGUACAUUGUCAACUAUGAUUUUGCCUUAUGAGCCAACUCUUGCCACAUGGAAACUAGUUAAUGAGACUGCAUGCCACAUAUACAGGUGAAAGGGCAAGCAAUGGAUCCACAUUCCAGGAGGUGGGAGUGGGAGUAACUGUGGAUCUGGGAUCCGGGGGGAGGCAGAGUCCCGACACCGGAGGAAAAAUCAAGCGGGGGGCAAUAGUGCACCACAGGUAGCAGGAGUCGGGCGGGAGGUGAAGCUCGGGUGCCGGGGCAAUAGUGCGUUGUCGGGUACCUAGAGUCGGGAGUCACACAGGAGGUGGAGCCCGGGUGUCACGAACAAAAUUAAGAACGAGGGAAAUAGUGCACCAGCGGCCGGCGGUAAUAGAAGUCGGGCGAGAGGUGGAUCCCAGGUACCUAGGCAGGAUUAAGACAGGGCAAUAGUGCACCGGCGGAGAGACUAGAUCUUGGGCCCGGAUGCAAUGAUGCACAUGCAAGAUCCGGGUGGAGAGAGUAGAGGGGUCAGGCCCACCAACGGGGGAGGCUCCCCAUUAUCGGGGGCAAUCAUGAGUCAAGGUAUGAUUUUGUGUUGGCACGCCAGUUUAGGGGGCAGUGGUGGGCCCGGAUGCCAUUAAAAUAUUUUUUUUUUACUUUGGUCUGCACAAGAUCAAUACUCACUCUUAAUCUUGGUGAGUUUAUUAGAAGAAUACAUAUUUUGAAUGUUGGUGAAGACGAUUUAGGAGGUGUACAAGUCUUGGGCUUGGGGAGAGAAUUUCCUCUCCCUAUGACUUUUGUCUUCACUUUCUUUGAUUUCCAUGAGUCUAUUAGAAGACUAUGCAUUUUUGUUGGAGUUGUGUCCACUUGGAGUUGCUCAGUUGCACUUUUGUUAAACUUUGUGAGGGUGCUCCUCAUAGGGAUAUGUGUCCACUUGGAGUUGCUUAGUUGGAGGAUGUCUAGUAUAUCAAUAAUCCGUGAAGUCAAACGAACAAGGGCUUGCCCUAGUGGUAACACCACUAGCCUAGAACCUGGAGGUCCCAGGUUCGAAUCCCUUAAGUAGUACCUUAAUAGCAACAAAAUGAACCUAUAUCACCUUUAUCCAAAAAAAAAAAUUCCGUGAAGUCAAGGCCAGGGUGGUAUCUAUUCAAAUACAUAUAACUCUUAAUGGAGACAUCACCCCCAAUUUGUCUUGGUCAAUUAAUAAUCCGGAUGGUGUUCGAAACAUCCCACCUCCUGUUUUUCAACAGCAGCAGCCUCAACCUGAAAAGAUGCCCCAGCUGGAGGAGUUGAUUUGGCUCAUAUACAGAAAACAGAUAAAAAUAUGAAUGGCUUGGAUCGAUCUGUCACUCAACAGUUGGCUAUCGACAUUAAUGUGCAAUCAUCUCUGUUAGCUGUGGAGAGGCAAAUAGGCCAGAUGGCUCAAACUUUGGCAGAUAUUCAAGGUAGAAUUCCUGGGACUUUACCAGCAAAUACUGAGAGAAAUCCAAAGGAUGCCAUGGUUGUAGUUGUCUCAUUGAGGAGUGGGAAGGAGUUGGAGGAUCCAAAGAGCAAGAAAAAUCCAAUAGAAAAAGAAGGAGCUGCAAAGAUAGAUGAUGAAGAAAGUGCAAAACCUGAAAAAUCUUACUUGCACAGGCAAACUACAUGUAGUUUGCCUGUGCAUGAUCCUUUUGCCUAUGCACCUCCAAAAGUGGAAAAAUCCAAGAAUAAAGAGGUAAAGCCUUAUGAACUUCACGCACCAUUCCCUCAAAGGUUAAUGAAGCCCAUGGAAGACCCAAAUUUCAAGAAAUUUGUGAAUAUGUUCAAGCAACUUCAUAUCAACACACCACUAGUGGAGGCACUUGAACAGAUGCAUGCAUAUGCUAAAUUCUUAAAGGAGUUGCUGACAAAGAAGCACAAAUGGGCUGAUUUAGAGAAGGUAACCCUUACUUGUGAAUGUAGUGUUGUGAUUCAAAAUAAACUACUAGAAAAGAGGGAUGAUCCGGGCAGCUUCACUAUUCCAUGUGUCAUUGAAGGUACAGAGUUUGAUAAAUCUCUUUGUGAUCUUGGAGCAGGAAUUAAUUUGAUGCCAUACUCACUCUACAAGAAAUUGGGAUUGAGAGAUGUUCUUAAGCCUACUUGGAUCACUCUCCAAUUGGCUGAUCGAUCAGUGAAAAUUCCAAAGGGAGUGGUGGAGAAUGUAUUGGUGAAGGUGGGGAAGUUUAUUCUCCCAAUAGAUUUUGUCAUUCUAGAGAUGACAGACGAUCAGAGAGUGCCUCUCAUCUUGGUAGACCUUUUCUAGCCAUUGGCGAUGCACUCAUUGAUAUCGGGAGAGGCAAGUUGACCAUCAGAGUAGGUAAGGAAGAGGAAAUUUUUAAUGUCUUUCAAGUUGAUCAUAAUCACGGUGCAUUGAUAACUUUGAAAGUGGAGCUCGAGAAAGGGAAAAUUCCUCAUCCUAUGAUAGUGGACCACCCGAAGAACUAUCACAUGUCCUAUCAGCUCAAAUCCUUAAAUCAAAGCAAAGACAUAAAUCCUUGCCAGGUCACCUCAAGUAUAGAUAUUUGGGUAAGGAUUUCAAUCUUCCUGUUAUUAUUCAUUCUUCACUGACAUUGAAACAGGAAGUGUACUUGCUUGAGGCACUGCAAUACCACCUACGCUUCACUAAAGGGUCCAACAUGCAAGCUAAGAAGGUCAUACCAAAUUUUCGCACACUUGACUCUGCAGAGGUGACUCGUAUGUUGGAUGGAGGUUAUGCAUUCUAUCAUUGCUCGGGAGGGUAUUCUGGAUACCUUUCAAUACCAAUUGGUUGAAAGCUCCAUGAACGUCAAGCUAAGGACGCUAAACAAGUGCUUCUUGGGAGGCAACCCAAGGUUAGUUUCUUUUCUUUUCUUUUAUUUUUAGUUGUGUCAAACUCGUGCAUGUUUAGAAUAAGAGUUGAACAUUAGAGACAAUGUUCCAUCCUGAGUGUGGGGGUGGUGAGUCUUAGUGUUUGUUUGUUCCUUUUGUCAUGUGGUCAGUGAAAAAACUGCCAUUAGGUUGUGCACAGGCCAACUGCAUGCAAUCUACCUGUGUAGGUGCAGUCUGCCUGAUCUAACCUAAUGGCUAAAAAGCAUCUAAAAAUCAGAAGAAGAAAAAACCUUGUACUCUUGUGGUAAUGUGAUGUAAAUGACCGGGAUGCCUUUUAAAUGAUUUUUGCAUGAAUGAAAUCAUCAAAAUCACCCCACUAAUGUUGAAUUGCAAAGUUAUUCACUAUGAGCUUGAUGUUUUUACUGAUAUGAUAUGCUUUGAAUUAGCAAACUCUUUUAAGAACAUUCUCUUUUAGGAGGAUAAUGUAAUGUCUUAAUGGUAAAGUGGUUAGGUGGAGAGCAUUGACCAUUCGACAUGUUUGGAUAUCGUGUUUACCUGCAUCUCUGUGAGCUUAUGACUUUGCCAGUGAGUCUCUCUGUUUUUGAAUGUUUUAGAUGGGGUGAACAGUAUCUUUCUAAAAUAAAAAAUCCUACCUGACAGUAAAAUAUAAGAAAGUUUCCAUAACAAUUAAAGUGUGUGUAAAGUACCAAAAUCGUGUGAGGCAAUCACUCAUUGCAGAGGGGAUUAGGAAAGGUUCAAUUGAACGCUGGUUCGCGACCGUACGAUGUUGCUUUUCAAGUACAAUCCUCUGCCGAGUGAAGUGCCAUUUGAGAAUGUGCAUUGACCCUCCACACAUAUCGAGGAAAAGAAGUUGAAAGAAGCCCUUAUGCGAGUGCUAAGAAGCAGAAAUUGCUCUUGCUCGAUCACCAGUAGUAAGAAACAAAUGCCACUUAUACUAAAUACGACUACUCGGCAAAUAAAUCAGAAAGAGAGAAAGACUCUCCUUGUUAGAAAAGGUAGUGAUGUGCUUAAAGCUAAAACCAAGUUUACUAAAAAGCUUCCCUCAUGUGUUUUUGAUACUCUUGUGCUUAGUUGAUUCCUUAUGAUUGAUGUGAGUAAUCCAAAUUGUCCUCACGAGAUAUGCACCUCACUGAUGUGGUCAGAUUUUUCUAUUAACUUUUUCACCUUAAGUUAUCCGCUACCGACGCUCAAAUUGAGUGUUGCUAAUUUGGUAAGUCGCAUCAUAUUUGAGUCCGACAAUGGUAAUUGAUUGCAAGGAACUUGAGUGUGGGGUGAAAGGAUGAUCAUUGAAGCACAAUGCAUCCAUUGAGAAAGAAACUACAAAUUAUCACAAGAGUAAAUGGGCCAAUUUAUG